This is a messenger RNA of Glycine soja, 1543 nucleotides long. Its product is annotated as phytosulfokine receptor 2-like. The transcript has a single exon. Gene Ontology annotation, molecular function: protein kinase activity; ATP binding. The coding region runs from base 212 to 1318 and encodes 368 amino acids. Lineage: Eukaryota; Viridiplantae; Streptophyta; Magnoliopsida; Fabales; Fabaceae. Gene Ontology annotation, biological process: protein phosphorylation. The record is from RefSeq and is a predicted model, not a curated record.
UCCUUCAAGUCAACAAACAGUAAAAAUUCACAAUCACAGCAGAGAAAAAGGAAAGUUGGGUUAGAGUUAGAGAGUUAGGAGUUAAACAAAUCCGUUGACUGGUCUCCCACUACACCUUCCACGAAAUCACAAUCACGUUUUCUUUCUUUUCUAUUCCACUUUCUCUCUCAAUUCAUUCAAUCAAUCAAUCAUCUCUCUAAACCCUCCCCCCAUGGAACACGCCUUACAAGCCGUCGUCGCCUCUAUCGCCAGCUUCUUCGUGGUCACCCUCCUUCUCGCCGCCGCCAUCCUCCUCUGCCAGCACCACCGCAACUCCACCAAGACCCGGGCCCGCUCCUCCCAUAUCCGAACCCGCCCCGCCCCCCACCGCGAAGCCUCCUCCUCCCUCUCCGCCGUGGACGCCAGCUGGUCCUCCGACCCCAACCUCAUCAAGAUCUCCUGGGACGAGCUCGCCCGCGCCACCGACAACUUCUCCCCUCACCUCAUCGUCGGCGACGGCAGCUUCGGCCUCGUCUACAAGGCCCGCCUCUCCAGCGGCGCCACCGUCGCAGUAAAAAAACUCUCCCCUGACGCCUUCCAAGGCUUCCGCGAGUUCACCGCCGAGAUGGAAACCCUAAGCCGCCUCCGCCACCCAAACAUCGUCAAAAUCCUCAGUUACUGGGCCUCAGGCCCUGAACGCCUCCUCGUCUACGAGUUCAUCGAAAAGGGAAACCUCGACCAGUGGCUCCACGAGCCCGAUCUCUCUCUCUCCCUCUCCCCACUUCCCUGGCCCACACGUGUCAACAUCAUCCGUGGCGUGGCCCAUGGGCUUUCCUACCUCCACGGCCUUGACAAGCCCGUCAUUCACCGCGACAUAAAAGCCAGCAACAUCUUGUUGGACUCUAAGUUCCAGGCCCAUAUUGCUGACUUUGGGCUGGCCCGUAGAAUCGAUAAAACGCACUCCCACGUGUCAACGCAGUUCGCGGGAACUAUUGGCUACAUGCCUCCCGAGUGCAUAGAAGGGUCCAAUGUGGCUAACAGGGAGGUGGAUGUGUAUAGUUUUGGGAUUUUGAUGAUUGAGACCGCGUCGAGUCACAGGCCCAAUUUGCCGAUGAAAUUGGGCCCGGACGACAUUGGUAUGGUCCAGUGGGCCAGGAAGAUGAAGGAGAAGAAUGCGGAGAUAGAGAUGGUGGAUGUGAAUAUUUCAAGAGGAGAAGGGUUGAGGGAGGAGACUGUUAAGGAGUACGUGCGCAUCGCGUGUGAGUGCACACGUGAGAUGCAGAAGGAAAGGCCCCAAAUGCCACAAGUUGUACAAUGGUUGGACUCCAUGCCACUUUGAAACUUUUAACUAAUCUCCUGUAAAUACCUUCUUCUACGUAUCUAUGCGCUUCUAUCACUGUAUGUAAGUCUAUAACAUUAAUUACUUUACAUCUUCAUAAUAAAUGCCAUCAAAAUCAUCGCAUUUUUUGGUUGUUGUUGCCAAUUAAUGAACUCCGAGAUGAGGGUUUUACAAAGGUCGGAAGCCAUGCAAGAGUUCCCCAAUUUCUCCCCUUUCUACCUUGUA